Messenger RNA from Trypanosoma cruzi, 1737 nucleotides. RefSeq lists its product as uncharacterized. NCBI's taxonomy places the organism in Eukaryota, Euglenozoa, Kinetoplastea, Trypanosomatida, Trypanosomatidae. The record is from RefSeq and is a predicted model, not a curated record. The transcript has a single exon. The coding region runs from base 1 to 1737 and encodes 578 amino acids.
AUGAUGGACGUUAUGGUAUUGCCACGGAAAUUGCAGGAGAUUGAAGAGGGUCUGGGCGAUUGGGAGACGGUGCCGCAGUGUGUGCGGGAAACACUUUUGGCCAUACUGGGCUCCUCUAACCCCAAUGCAUCAAAUGCCAUGAUGGACGAAGCGAAACGAACACUCUUGCCGCUUCGGCAGAAGGGACCAAAGACCGAUAUCACCUCCACGAUUAACGCCAUACUUGAGUCACACCGCUCACCUGUGAUUUCUGCAGCAAACCCGCCGUAUAUUGCCACGAACCUGGACGAGGUACUCACACGGCAUCAUCAGGUUCCUUCUGUCCCCGCUGUGACAGCAGUCAGUCCACCGCGAAGUUACAACGGCCACAACUUCAGCAAUGACAAUGAUGACGGUGACAGGAACGAGGAAGAAGGCGGGGAAAAACUGGAAGCGGAGGGAUCGCGAAUCCCCAGGGUGCGGGAGCCGCUUCUCCUUCCCGAGAAGCGGGUGUACUACGGCAGCGUGCCUGAGGCGCCGUCGGAAUUGUCGCGGCGGGACCGACAAUCAUCAUCCCGACGUACUGGCAAAGUCUCACAAAAAAAGCGGUCACUUCAGGUGCGUCCCAUUGCCAUGGAGAUGCCAACCGUCAAGAAGGUCGAAUGUGUACAACACCGCCGUGAGGUAACAGAUGCUUUGCUGCGAGUCCAUGGCGAAAUUGACCGUUUGCAGGCGGAGGCGGAUUCAUUUCUUGUGAAGGCCAUCUACGACUCGAUGCGGCUGGAUCUACGCCGCGCGAAGGAUGUAUACGGUGAGGUGAAGCCGCUGCCGCAUCCAACCGAAGAACAAGAACAGGCCCUUGCCGCCUUUGCGGAGGGCCUUGCGGUGCUGCAGGAGGCAACAGUAGAGUUGGUAUCAGCGUUCCUGUCCCAGGAGGAGAAGCGUUUUCUCGGCGUUAGCACGCACAAGUAUCAAACCCGGGCGCAGCGCUCUACCACGUAUCAGUACGUGUCAUCAAGUGAGAAGAAGCGAAAGGAACAGGGAACGGUGAAGCGUGCGCAUGGGGACAUCUCCUUCACGUCAGAAGAUAAGAAAGAAAACAUGAAUAGAAACGAAGAUAGUCCCCGUCGUGUCUCUCAAGGGCCGGCCGUAUCCGGCAACGCCAUCACACGCCCCAGUAGCACGACGAUGACUUCCGCUGUUCCUCCCGCCGCUGCCGGCGAUAUUACUGCUGUGACGGAGAAGCGUGGUGUUGCAGGUAGCAAGCCCUCGCAGAAAGCCCGUGCAAAAGCGAAGCCCCAUCCAAAGCCCAGUCAGCAGUCUUUUGCAGACCCGAAGCUCAGCGCUGCUGUUGCUGCUGCUCCCGAGCCUCAGGCGAUGGGAGGCCAACCACGCCUUAAAAUGCUGCCGCAGCUAGAUAAGCUUGGACUCAGCUCAGCCCCGGUAGCAGCAGCAGCAGCAGCAGAACCGACAGUGACAGCACCAACGAUAGCACCGCAACGAACGGAAAAGGGUGACACUUUCUCUUCUGCACCUCCCUUGAAGAAGCAGGGCUCGUGCUCAACUCUGUCGACAAAGUCGUCAGACAGUGCGGGCAACCGCGUGCAUGUGAAAAAGGAGGCAGUGACGCAGGAGGCUGCAAAGCCCGCAGCACCUGCACCUGCAGCAGCGCCCCCUGCAAAGAAAACCGUUGGACUGGGGAAGAUUGACAUCAGGCGUUUCCUGAUCGACAGUGACAGCGACAGCAGCGCCGUGUAG